Molecule: messenger RNA, 4519 nt
Organism: Panthera uncia (snow leopard)
Lineage: Eukaryota; Metazoa; Chordata; Mammalia; Carnivora; Felidae
Gene: CNDP1
Product: carnosine dipeptidase 1
Exons: 12
Coding region: 2168-3625 (485 amino acids)
Biological process (GO): proteolysis
Cellular component (GO): cytosol
Molecular function (GO): metallodipeptidase activity
Source: RefSeq, a predicted model, not a curated record
AGAGAGACAGAGUGUGCGCAGGGGAGGGGCAGAGAGAGAGGGAGACACAGAAUCCGAAGCAGGCUCCAGGCUCUGAGCCGUCAGCACAGAGCCCGAAGCGGGGCUCGAAGUCACGAACCUGUGAGACCAUGACCUGAGCUGAAGUCAGAUGCUGAACUGACUGAACCACGCAGGUUCCCCUCACUUUUUAAGCUCUCCCGUCCACUUCAAAUACCCCAAUUAUAUGUGCUUUAAAAUUUAAUUAAUAGACUCAGAAAUGUAAUAAAUAUCCCUACUGAACAAAAACAAAACAAAACUUAUAGUGGGGAGCAGGGGCUGAAGCUGCUGCUUUGCUGGACUCUGGGUCCCAAACAGGCUGCGGCAUCUAGAAAUGAGACUCCCGGGGAGUGACAGGGGCCCGAAGUGCCCAGGCACAGAGGGCAACCGGAGCCGGUGUCGUUGCAGAAGUCGAGGGACCGGCUGGGUGUCCCUGCUGGUGGCACACCCCAGCCCCACUGCACCCUGUCUGGGAAUGCCGAGCCACCCCCGUAAGAGCUGGUCCUGGACCAGGCAUCCCGAGCACCAUGUGGGGGCCACCACAGCAUCCCUAGGCAGAAAUACUACAGAGAAGGAGGACGAAACAGCUGCCACUCAAGGCGAGCCUGCAGGUGAAAAGUCCUCAAGUGGCUAAGACUCAUAAUAAGAAAGAUAGCCCACAGAAUCUAUUGGGAAGUGAGUUUAUAUCCUCAGAAAUGGAAAUAGUAGAACAUGUUUAAAAUGGAUACAAACGAUGUCUGUUUAAAUUCUUCAAGAACUCAAUGAUCUCAUGUGGGAGGCACCUAGGAGUCAAGAACAGAUGGAGAGGAAGGAAGCACAACCUAUUGGAGGUCCUGAAAAUGAAAACUCGUCCUUGGAAAAACUCAGUGGUUCACGGAAGUGCAUAAAGGGCCACAAAGAGAGAACCAGUCACCUGGAAAGCAUGGCAGGGCUUUGCCCAAGGAGCUGAGCCAAGAGAAAAGAAGUAAAGAAGAAAAAAGAAAAGCUGAGAGAGCUUUUGGAUGUACGACAGAGUGAAAGACUCCAACGCUAGUCCUUCUAGAAAAGGAAUAACGGGAACGGCGGAGAUGCGGAAUCAGGGGGAGAGAAGAAGGGCUGAGUCUCCAGCUAAGGACGCCGAAGACUGAGCAGGUGAAGCCUUCCUUGUCUGGGAGAAGCCACUCUGCAGCUCCAUACGGUGCAGAGUCACCGCACCGUGACUUCCGUCGUGGGACUUCCACGGGUACCUGCCUGUGGGAGAAACAGCCUCACCGUCUCUGUCCGCGGCGUCUGCCCUCGUGCUGUAAAUGGCUGGCGUGUCUGCAGGUGUCGGCGGGCUUCUGGAAGCCGCGCAGAGCGGGCCUUCCUUCUGGCUGGUGCUUGGAGAGGCCCAGAUACCUGGCCGGCCUGGAGGGAAUAAGAAGGGUGACAAGAGUCCUGUCUGAAGUGACAUCACAGGCGGGCGAUGCCUGCUUUCUCCUUCCCUGCGGCCCACGUGGGGCGAAGACGGGAGGGAAGGAGAAAACACGCGCCCUUGAUGUCGGGAGCUCGGUUAUCGGACAGGCUGUCUGCCAUCCAGGAGGGAGCACUGUGCACAGAGCCUUGGGGCCGAAGAGGGCUGGAUGCUGUGUACAGGAGCUCAGGCCUCCUGAGAGCACGGGGUCAGGGGCCCGCUUCCUGUUUGUCUCUGAGCCCUUGCUGUCUGCGAUUACGCAGCUCCCCCUCGGGCGGUCUCUGGCCGAGGAACCCCAGUUCUUGGGACUUGCUGGGGAGUUCUGCUCCUUGAAACCAAUUCCUUCCUCUUGGAGGGCCUCCAGGCUGCCCUCUGAAGGCCACGCCCCCUUCCAGCUCAUUCUUCAAGGGACAAUUGCUGUCAGAGUUAGUUAAUCUCUGCCGGGAUCACUUGGCUCAGUUCAAUGCCGGCAGCGGCAGAAAAACCUGGGUUUUUGGUGUUUUUUUUUUUGGUGUGGGGGUUUAUUUUUAAUCCUGUCAUGGUAAGACAAACUAGGUGAAUAAAGCCUUCUUUUCUGUGUUGUAACAAAUCCAUCCAAGCAGACCCGGGGCAGAGGCAGGCCCUGUAGAGCAAUCGCGCGGGACGCCAGGAGACGUGGUGACCUCUCUCCUGGCUUACCUGCUGCUGCUCGAGGGAGGCAUGUUCUCUCCGUCCCCACCACCCUCCGGGCUGUUGGAGAGGGUCUUCCAGUUCAUCGAUCUCCACCAGAAUGAGUUUGUACAGAUACUUAAGGAGUGGGUGGCCGUAGAGAGUGACUCCGUUCAGCCCGUGCCCCACCUCAGGCAAGAGCUCUUCCGAAUGAUGGCCCUGGCUGCAGACAAGCUUCGGUGCCUGGGUGCCAGCGUGGACUCCGUGGACACGGGCUUUCAGCAGCUGCCUGACGGUCAGACUCUCCCGAUACCCCCCAUCAUCCUGGCCGAACUGGGAAAUGAUCCAAAAAAGCCCACCGUGUGCUUCUAUGGCCACUUGGACGUGCAGCCUGCUAGACAGGAAGAUGGCUGGCUCACAGACCCUUACACGCUGACGGAAGUGGAUGGAAAACUUUAUGGUCGUGGAGCAACAGACAACAAGGGCCCCGUUUUAGCGUGGAUUAAUGCUGUGAGCGCCUUCAGAGCCCUGGAAGAAGAUCUCCCCGUGAAUAUCAAAUUCAUCAUCGAAGGCAUGGAAGAAGCCGGUUCUGUUGCCCUGGAGGAACUGGUCAGAAAAGAAAAGGACCGGUUCUUUUCCAGUGUAGACUACAUUGUAAUUUCAGAUAACCUGUGGAUCAACCAGGGGAAGCCGGCCCUCACCUACGGCACGAGAGGGAACAGCUACUUCAGGGUGGAGGUGAAAUGCCGAGAUCAAGAUUUUCAUUCAGGAACCUUCGGUGGCAUCCUCCAUGAGCCAAUGGCUGAUUUGGUUGCACUUCUUGGCAGCCUGGUGGACUCAUCUGGUCAUAUUCUGAUCCCUGGAAUCUAUGACCAAGUGGCUCCUCUUACGGAAGAAGAGAGAAAAAUGUACAAAGCCAUUGAUCUGGACCUGGAGGAAUACCGGCAUAGCAGCCACGUUAAGAAAUUUCUGUUUGACACCAAGGAGGAAAUUCUAAUGCACCUAUGGAGGUACCCAUCGCUGUCAAUCCACGGGAUUGAGGGUGCAUUUGAUGAGCCUGGAGCUAAAACCGUCAUCCCUGGCCGAGUUAUCGGAAAAUUUUCAAUCCGUCUGGUCCCUCACAUGAAUACGUCUGUGGUGGAAAAACAGGUGAAGCAGCAUCUUGAACAUAUAUUCUCCAAAAGAAAUAGUUCCAACCAGAUGACUGUUUCUAUGACACUGGGACUACAGCCGUGGAUGGCAAAUAUUAAAGAUAAUCAGUAUCUUGCGGCCAAAAGAGCCAUCAAAACAGUAUUUGGAACAGAGCCAGACAUGACCCGGGAUGGCUCAACCAUACCGAUUGCCAGAAUAUUCCAGGAUAUCAUCCAAAAGAGUGUGAUGAUGCUCCCGCUGGGUGCUGUUGAUGAUGGGGAACACUCUCAGAAUGAGAAAAUCAACAGGUGGAACUACAUAGAAGGAUCCAAGUUAUUUGCUGCCUUUUUCCUAGAGAUGGCUAAGCUUCGUUUGUAAUGACAGGAACCUUCCAGCUUAGAGCUGACCUACUGACAGACACCCUCUCCUGCAGCCCUGCAUGGGAGUAGAAUCUAAAUAUCCAGAUAAUUUCCAUCCAGGAAACAAUGUCUUCCCUCCCAUUUAAAAUAUCUCCCGACAUUUGGGCCAGUAAUAAAACCUUUUAAAGGCACAGAUAUUGGAAAUGGUGUACCGUCCCAGUGGCACACCUUUCUGAAGUCACAGCUACCUGCAACAUCUCCCUAAGUCCAGCUGUAGGAGCCCCGGGAAGAGACUCACUCUUUCCUUGGAGCACAAGGACUGUUCUUCCACUAGACUCUCCCUGGCACUUUGAUGGGCCUGAUCACUCCAGUGUGCUUUUAGGUUCUGGCGGUGCUCAGGACAUACUCAUUCCAUGUUUCUAUCACCCUUUCCUUUACCACACAUUCCUUUUGUUAGUAAAACUGUUGGUCCCACCACUGGCUACCAUGAUUUCCCUGUGGGUUCAUUUCUAGAGGAGUAACUAAAGUGUGAUGCCCUCUUAACCUUUUGCUUCUCCUUCGUUUAUUUUGCCUUGCUUCUUGGAAAGUUCUGAAACAGGAAUGGUCAGUAGUUGUAUCCUUAUGCCAUUUGGGAUUCCCUUUGUGAAGAUGAGUACUUUUUCUAUUUCAAGGCUCUUUAUUUACCUUUUCUAGGAUUCAUGCCAACCAACCACCUCUCCUGCACCCUCUUCUUUCUUCCUACCCCAUCCCCCCAGACAUCCGUGCACACGUAAAGUCACCACAGGAGAAUCAAUCCCGAUAGAAUUUCCCUCCCCCCGCUGGAAUUUUACUCAGUGACUACAUCUAAAUUGCUCAAAGCUUUUAAUAGCAUCGGUUUUAGAUAGAGAAUGAAUCUAAUCAGCCCUGACAUCAG